AUGCCACUCAAAGCGGACAGGAAAAUGACUAUGGCAGCAAUUGGUGCGGGUGGUGGACAGAGACGUGUAAGCCAACUUCCGCGAGGAUCAAUGGCUGCUUUGCGGGAUGAUGGUGAUCCGGAUUAUGUACCUGACUUUCCGGACGAGAAUGUAAGACCUGUUCGACCAGACGAUCAAUUGAAACUGUCAGAUGCGGAAUUAAACGAAGAACAUACUCGUAUAUUAACCGCUCGAAAUCCCCAAGCAGCCGAAAAUAUUGUUCGAUUUAGUCAUAAAGAUCGACUAUACAAACCUAUAGCUCAAGUCGAUCAAUUAGCUGUUCAUUUUCAGUUAGAUGGUAAUUUAAUUCACAGAGAUUCUGAUGAAGCCAAACGACAAUUGGCUAAAGAUGGAGCUGAGGCAGAAGAAGCUGUACCAGUCGAUCGUCGAGAUCAAGAAACGACGAAAGAAGGUGAUGAAGAAGACGAAGAAAAACCAAAGAAGGCUGCUGCUGGUGGAAAAGCAAAAAAAUUAACAAAUCAAUUUAAUUUCAGUGAACGAGCAUCUCAAACAUAUAAUAAUCCUUGUCGAGAACGAGAAACAUUUGUAGAGCAGACACCACGAAUGCCAUUUUCUGAUAAUGUUGCACAAUGGAGUAUUUAUGAUGCAUACAAGGAAGAUUUUGAUCAACAGGGUGAUGAUGUGGCUAAAUUUGCACGUUCAAAAUCAGCUAAUAUAUCAUUAAAAAUUAUCGAACGAAUGAUAAAUCAGAAUACGUUCGAUGAUAUUGCACAAGGUAAGUGUAAAGGUUUUAGUUUAAGAGUAUUUAUGACUUAUUUUAUUUUACUUAUUCGUUUGAUAUUCAUUAAAGACUUUAAAUAUUGGGAAGAUGCCGCUGAUGAAUAUCGUGAACAAGAAGGAAGCCUUUUACCAUUAUGGUUAUUUCAACAUGAUGUAGCAAGAAAAUUGGCUUGUACAAAUUUGGCAUGGAAUACGCAUUAUACCGAUUUAUUUGCCGUUUCCUAUGGCUCUUACGAUUUUUUAAAACAAAGUCGUGGAAUGUUUCUAAUCUAUUCACUAAAAAAUCCAAGUUUUCCGGAAAAUAUAUAUAAUACUGAAAGUGGUGUAAUGUCUCUUGAUUUUCAUCCAAAUCAUCCAAAUUUAUUAUGUUGUGGUUUUUAUGAUGGUUCAGUCGCUGUAUACAAUAUAGCCGAUGAAAAUAAACGUCCAAAAUAUCAGAGUACAGCACGAAAUGGAAAACAUACUGAUCCUGUAUGGCAGGUUAGAUGGCAAAAAGAUGAUCUUGACAAUAAUUUAAAUUUUUAUUCGGUGUCAUCUGAUGGUCGAGUUGUUUGUUGGACACUUGUCAAAAGUGAUUUGAUGUAUACGGAUGUUGUACAGCUCAAACUUGAGCAACCAGCAAUAGAACCAACCGAAGGAAUCCCUUUGGCAGCAUUAGGUUGUGGUACAUGUUUUGAUUUUAAUAAACAACAAGAUUAUCUGUUUAUAGUUGGUACUGAAGAAGGUAAAAUCCAUAAAUGUUCAAAGGCGUAUAAUAAUCAAUUUUUGGAUACAUUUGAUGCACAUAAUAUGGCUGUUUAUGCAUGUCGAUGGAAUACAUUUCAUCCAAAAAUUUUUAUUAGUUGCUCAGCUGAUUGGACAGUCAAAAUUUGGGAUAUUAAUUUUAAAGAACCAUUGUUUGUCUACGAUUUGGGAAGUGCUGUAGGCGAUGUAACAUGGGCACCUUAUUCUUCAACAGUGUUUGCCGCAUGUACAGCCGAUGGAAAAGUUUACGUAUUCGAUUUGAAUGUAAACAAAUAUGAACCGAUUGCGGAACCAAUUGUUGUACAAAAAAAGCGUACAAAACUAACUCAUAUUACAUUUAACCAACAUUAUCCAAUUUUAUUAGCUGGAGAUGAUCGUGGCAAUGUAACAAGUUUAAAAUUAUCACCAAAUUUGAGAAAAAAACCAAAAGUGAAAAAAGGUCAAGAAGUAUCGGAGGGACCCGAAGCAGAAAUAAGUAAAUUAGAAAAAAUUCUUGCUCUCAUUCGAGAUCCAGAUGAUAUACGAAAUAAGUCGCAACGUUCGCAAGCGUCAAAAGAUGGUGCACAAGUGGCGUCUACGCAACAAGCAACAACAGUAGCUGUCGCUUAA
This is a messenger RNA of Didymodactylos carnosus, 2133 nucleotides long. NCBI's taxonomy places the organism in Eukaryota, Metazoa, Rotifera, Eurotatoria, Philodinida, Philodinidae. The record is from the annotation of a GenBank genome assembly.